ACCGCCAUGUUGGAUGAGGGAGCGCCCUUCCCUCCCCACCCAACUCAGGAGCCGCGCAUGCGCAGAGGCCGAGGAGGGGCCGGCUGUCACUUGAGGGAGGGAAAGGGGAACCACGAAGGAGGGCCCCGCCAUGGCCGACUCGAUUCAGAAGAAGCUGCAGGGCGAGGUGGAGAAAUACCAGCAGCUGCAGAAAGAUCUCAGCAAGUCCAUGGCCGGGAGGCAGAAGCUGGAGGCCCAGCUCACCGAGAACAACAUCGUCAAGGAGGAGCUGGCUCUACUGGACGCCUCCAACGCCGUGUACAAGCUGCUGGGCCCCGUGCUGGUGAGGCAGGAGCUGGGCGAGGCCCGGGUGACGGUGGGCAAGCGGCUGGACUACAUCACCGCCGAGAUUAAGCGCUACGAGGCUCAGCUGCAGACGCUGGAAGGUCAAGCCGAGCGCCAGCGCGAGACCCUGUCCCGGCUCCAGCAGGAUUUUCAGCGGGCGCAAGCGCAGGGCCCGGCCCCGGGCAAGGCCUGACCCCCCCCCGCGGCCCCCCGACGAUGACCCCCGACCCCGGGGACGGCCAAUAAAUCACCUCGACGGUUCCCGCC
Molecule: messenger RNA, 591 nt
Organism: Ornithorhynchus anatinus (platypus)
Lineage: Eukaryota; Metazoa; Chordata; Mammalia; Monotremata; Ornithorhynchidae
Gene: PFDN6
Product: prefoldin subunit 6
Exons: 5
Coding region: 131-517 (128 amino acids)
Biological process (GO): protein folding; chaperone-mediated protein complex assembly
Cellular component (GO): prefoldin complex; cytoplasm
Molecular function (GO): protein-folding chaperone binding
Source: RefSeq, a predicted model, not a curated record